This is a messenger RNA of Fusarium vanettenii 77-13-4, 2303 nucleotides long. RefSeq lists its product as uncharacterized. Bases 104 to 1516 code for a protein of 470 amino acids. The record is from RefSeq and is a predicted model, not a curated record. Gene Ontology annotation, cellular component: mitochondrial matrix. Gene Ontology annotation, biological process: citrate metabolic process; tricarboxylic acid cycle; carbohydrate metabolic process. The transcript is spliced from 4 exons. Lineage: Eukaryota; Fungi; Ascomycota; Sordariomycetes; Hypocreales; Nectriaceae.
CUUAAACCUUUUCUCCCCUCCUCUCAUAUACCGUCCUCUUCCUCUCCCGGCACCUCCGCCACUUGAUCUGUUCCUCUUCUUUGCAUCAUCACAUCUUCUCACAAUGGCUUCUGUUACCCGUCUCAGCAACGCUGCCCUGCGGGCUACCCUCCGCUCCUCUCCCGUCAAUGGCUCUGCCUUUAACGCUGUGCGAUGCUACUCUGCCAAGACCCAGACCCUGAAGGAGCGAUUCGCCGAGCUGCUCCCCGAGAAGAUUGAGCAGGUCAAGGCCCUCCGAAAGGAGCAUGGCUCCAAGGUUAUCGACAAGGUCACCCUCGACCAGGUCUACGGUGGUGCCCGUGGCAUCAAGGCCCUCGUCUGGGAGGGUUCCGUCCUCGACGCUGAGGAGGGUAUCCGAUUCCGUGGCAAAACCAUUCCCGAGUGCCAGGAGGUUCUCCCCAAGGCUCCCGGUGGCAAGGAGCCUCUUCCUGAGGGUCUCUUCUGGCUUCUCCUGACCGGCGAGGUCCCCACCGAGCAGCAGGUCCGCGACCUCUCCGCUGAGUGGGCUGCCCGCUCCGACCUCCCCAAGUUCGUCGAGGAGCUCAUCGACCACUGCCCGACCGACCUCCACCCCAUGGCCCAGUUCUCUCUGGCCGUGACCGCUCUCGAGCACACCUCCAGCUUCGCCAAGGCCUACGCCAAGGGUAUCAACAAGAAGGAGUACUGGGGCUACACCUUUGAGGACUCCAUGGACCUCAUUGCCAAGCUCCCCAACAUUGCUUCGCGCAUCUACCAGAACGUCUUCAAGGGUGGCAAGGUCGCUCCCAUCCAGAAGGACAAGGAUUACUCGUUCAACUUUGCUAACCAGCUCGGCUUCGGCGACAACGCUGACUUUGUUGAGCUCAUGCGUCUGUACCUGACCAUCCACACUGACCACGAGGGUGGCAACGUCUCUGCCCACACCACCCACCUCGUCGGCAGCGCUCUCAGCUCUCCCUUCCUCUCUCUGGCUGCCGGUCUUAACGGUCUUGCCGGUCCCCUGCACGGCCUGGCCAACCAGGAGGUGCUCAACUGGCUUACCGAGAUGAAGAAGUCGAUUGGCGACGACCUCAGCGACAAGGCCAUCACCGACUACCUCUGGUCCACCCUCAACGCCGGUCGCGUUGUUCCCGGUUACGGCCACGCUGUUCUCCGCAAGACUGACCCCCGCUACACCGCCCAGCGCACCUUUGCUCAGCAGAAGAUGCCCGACGACCCCAUGUUCAAGCUCGUCAGCCAGGUCUACAAGAUCGCCCCCCAGGUUCUCACCGAGCACGGCAAGACCAAGAACCCCUACCCCAACGUCGACGCCCACUCUGGUGUCCUCCUCCAGUACUACGGUCUCACCGAGGCCAACUACUACACCGUCCUCUUCGGUGUGUCGCGCGCCAUUGGUGUCCUUCCCCAGCUCAUCAUCGACCGCGCCUUCGGUGCUCCCAUUGAGCGACCCAAGUCUUUCUCCACUGAGAAGUGGAUCGAGCUCGUCAAGAAGCUGUAAGGGGAUAAAAGCAAAAGGGGAAAAGGACGAGGACGGCAUGUUGUGGAAUACGAGGAGGACAGCCAGGAGAUGGGCAGAAUGGAUUGCCAACUCGGUGGCACUUGUACAAUACAACGGGACUGUUUUCGUUUGGUAAUGAGAAGUCGUCGCAGGAGCGGCGAUUGAAAUGAAAUGAUUUCCAGUUUAACUAUUUGCCUACAUUGAUGCCUGUGAGAAAUGAAUGAAUAUCUUGAUCAAUUGAAGGUCUUGUGAAGCAUGAAUUAUUGAAUUCUAAUUUACUAUCGUAUUAUCAUGACCGUUGAUGCAAAACGGAUUGUGUGCCGAUCACUUACCAUCCCGCAAUGGCGUCCGCCAUGUCUUUAAAUUUUUGACUCGCGCGCAAGCGUUGACCCCAAAGCUUCAAUUCAACGGUACCUGAGCCAUCGGUACUAAGAUCAAGCCAAGUGCAAGUACCGACCAUGAGGAGCUCGCGCACAGGCCUUUCUUUGGCCCCAAAAGCUUUCCCCUCCAAAAGUGCGAAAAAAAGGCCCCCUUGUCGCAAAACAGAAACAAGAAAAAAAAGCUCGGUGAGAGAUUACACCGAUGGAAUCCGGGGGUGGUUCAGGGGUUGGUUGCUCAACACUCAGCAGUUGGGUACAGAAAUGUGGAGGGGCGUUGAGGGGACGAGGGUCCUAAUUCGAUGGAUGGGUUUCAGCUCCUGGCAGGGAUAGAAAGAAGCUGUUUGUUGUGUUGGAGUUUUUCGAGGCGGUGGCUGAGGUUGAUACCUAAACAGGUAAUUGAAGGAUGG